Messenger RNA from Talpa occidentalis (Iberian mole), 4330 nucleotides. RefSeq names its product SPATA31 subfamily F member 1 (gene SPATA31F1). NCBI's taxonomy places the organism in Eukaryota, Metazoa, Chordata, Mammalia, Eulipotyphla, Talpidae. The coding region runs from base 45 to 4067 and encodes 1340 amino acids. The record is from RefSeq and is a predicted model, not a curated record. The transcript has 4 exons.
GGACAAAGGGGAGCACUGGGAGUCAGUAGGCACCGGGACCCUGAAUGCCUAGACAUAGGGAUGUCCGGGCUCCUCGUGCUGAUGAGGCUAAGACCAUGUGGAGUCCGACUUUUCUUCCGUGGGAUGGUGGAUACCACUUGUAUACCUACGGCUCCGUCUUACUUAUGAUCCUCAUUAUCUGGAAAGUGAAAAGGAGUUACCAUGGAUUGAGGCUGGAACCUAAAAAGUGCUGCUGCCAGCGACACCAAAAAGUCAAGCAAAGGGCAAGAGAUGCAGGAGCAUCAAGAGCUAGGGGGUGUUCCAGGAAAGAAGCUGAGAAGCCGAGGGAGCUGCUCUCUGUCAUGAAAAGCCAGGACUGGCUUCCUCGGGAGGGAGGAGUGCGGCGGCUCCUGUGUGCGGAUCCCUGCUGCAACACCUGCAAUGCUGUGGCUCUGGACAUCAAGCAUCUGCUGGAGGGUGGGAGCCUGACCUGCCCCUGUUCAGUGGGGCCCCCUCAGGGCUCCCCUUGUCUAGACAGCAUGGCCAUGCCUAGUAAGCCUGUCGAGCAGUGUCCAGAGCACCAGGCCCACUGCUCCAAACAGCUCCCUCUCCCACUGUCAGCCCCCGUGGCGGCACAAUUCUCCGACCAGAAAUCCUUCACCCGGUCAAUGGUCCAAUCACCCACUGCAGUCAGCAUCCACGAUUACUGGACUGAACACCUCCAGCUGACGCAGCAAAUUCAAGGGCCAGAGGUGCCCAGAGGACCAGAGAAUAUGUGUGUCUCCGUGUUGGAAGAGCCGAGGGCUCCAGUGACUCAGCAGCUGACGGGACAGACCAACUCCAGCCUCAGCUAUGAGAACCAGGGGCAGCAGCCCAUGAACUCCCAGGUCUCGCUGCUGACCGUCAACCAAGAGAUCACCACCGCCACCCUGACAGAUCCUGUCCCCUUGCACAUGGACACGGUCCUCCCUGCCAACUCACCCAUCCUUAGCCCUGACAUCCAGAGGCUUCUUGAGGUACAUGUGAAAAAAUGGAUGCACUUCCAGAGGUGGGGGCUCCCCAGGCGUGUGGAGGAGUCCAUGAGGCAGCACAUGCCCAACCCACCGCUGUUUUGCCAGCCUGAAAACAGCGAACCCGGUUCUCCCAUCCACUGCGAUAGUCCUAACUUCUCUGUUGAAAAUUUGGGGACUGUUUCCUACCAGACCUGGGGCUCAUGUCUGGCUGGCCAGGCCACCCAGGCCUUCUGGAUCUCUGAGUGGGCCAUCAACACCGCCGACCAAGGACACCGCUACCAGCAAGUCCCACACCAUCUAGCCUUGCUGUCUCCAGCCCUUAAGGACUUAAGUGGCCCCUGUGCACUGCCUGGGCCACAUGCCAGUGAGACAGUCGACCCCUGGCAGCAGAAAUACAGCCAGCUGUUCUGUGGACUCCCUUCCUUGCACAGCGAGUCCCUGGUGGCCAACGUCCUGGGCUCUCCCGGCUUCUCACUCAAAAACAGCAUGUCCAAGCUUCCCUUGAACGAUCCUUUCCCCUUCAAGGAGCUCUCUUUCCUUCCCUUUCCCCCUAAAACUCCACCCCAGCCAGCCCCACCCCCUUACCCAUCUUCCCCCAACCAGUCGGCUCCCUCUGACCACCCGCAAGCUCACACCAAUAUCCCAUUUCUGACUCGGGCCGAGUGUGAGGCCUUGGAGUGGCACGUGCUACAGAGGCAUCUGCAGCUUCAGUGGGGCUCGCCAGCUGUUUUCCAGAGGUCUCAGCAUGCUCUGAGCCCCGCUCCACAUAAGUCCUGGGACAGAGCCCCGUCUCCUGAGACACUGAAGACUUCCUGGCCAGGGCAGCCCGUCUCAGUCCUCACCAAGGACAUCCUUCUCUUCCCGGAGCAAGCCCGCAGGCUGCUGGAUUUCCACCUCCAGAGGCAGCUGAUUCACAACCGCUGGGGGCUACCCCAGAAGAUCCAGCAGUCCUUCCAGCUGCUCCUGUCCAUCGACCAGCAGCCUCUAGCCUGGCGCAGCGCGGCGCUAGCCAGCGAGGGUGUCUCCCGAGAGCCCGCUGGCACUGUGGGCCCAUUCCCGCCCUUCAAGGACCCAGUGCCAGUCCCUAUGCCACACUUGUUUGCGCAGGCCCAGGAAAUACUGCAGAACCACAUCGACUCCAAGUGUGGACAGAUUCAGCAGGAAAAGGUCCCGGUGGGUGUAGGUGGCUCCUGGGAAUGCGAAACUCCCGGGGGCCAGACCUGCAGCCCAGAAAGUGAGCCCUCAGAGCUACAGGCAGCCAGUGACCCUGACCAGCCACAGAAGGACUCGCCUCUGGCGCCAGACCCAACGCCGCUUGAUCAGCAGCAACAGGCUUCACCAGAAGUGGUCGCUGAACACCCUAAGGUGCCCCAAGCUCUGUCCAAAGGAGCCAUUGAGAAACUGGAGACCACUUUGCGGCACAAGUAUCUGGCCUUCUUGUCGGGGCUGCCUGCCCUCUAUUAUGUGGCCCUCUCCAUGGCCAUGACCCCAGAAACCGCUCCCCAAGAUGAAGCCACAGACUCGGGGCCCAGGCCUGCCCAAACCCCACCAGCACCUCUGACUCAGAUCACCUCGUCUGAAGAGCCGUGUCUGAGUCCCGAGCCGGGCUUCCAAGGUGCCGAGGAGACUAGUGAGGACGCGGCAGAGGAGGUCCAGGCUGAAGCGCACGUGGAAGAAACGGAGGAGCCGGAGCCUCUGGAAAGCCAGUCAGAGCCGCCGAGCCCCAUCGUGAACAAACUCAACUUCCACCUCAGAAAGAAGACCCUAGAGAUACAGCUAGGAAUUCCCACGCGGGCAAAGGAAUCCAGGGAACAUGGUGGAGCAACCUCAGAGAAUGCAUCCACAUGGGAGGCCCUCGCAAGUCCACACGACCAAAGGAACACGUCGCCGCAGGAGCUCCCCCUCCCACCAGACAGUCCUCGUACCCCAGAUCCAGGACGGCUCAGCCCUCGAGGCCAGCUGGCCUCCCCGUUACAGGCAGGGCAGCAGAGCCAGACGCAGCCGAGUUCCAGAGCUUCAUCCCCUGGCUCUGCCCACUGGGCCUCCAAGGUCGCGCAACCCACUGAGGACAUGACCAAGGCGCAGGUGCUUUGUGUCCGGCUGGAGGCCGGUGUGAACGACGGCAGCCUGGAGAAGCCCUGGGGCCCUGAAGCCCAAAGCCCAGACAAGUGCACAGACUGGGCCCCAGCCCCAGAGGUGGCAGAGAAGAGAGAGAAGCCAGGGAAGCCCAAACCGGCGGGGGGUCACGGAGAAGGGGAUGCGGGCCUCGCACUCUCCUCAACUAGAGAAGAAAGCCCCCACGCCGAGGCCCCCAGUCCAGUGAGGACGCUUCUGAGCAGGACGCGCAGCAGCCUCUGGCGACGCAGCCAUCGCUUUCACCUCGAUGCUUCCUGCCCACCCAGUCCCCAGCAUCGCCCUCUGCCCUGGCUCCCUGAGCAAGCUCCAAGAAUGCCCGGGGCGGGGGAAUCUGCGAAGGAUGACCCGCCACACAGUCCAACCAAGGGCGGUGUCAUCCUCAAGCCAGCAAGGAUGCCUCAGAAUGCCCGGCCUGUGGUGCCCCGGGCGUCGCAGGGCCCGCCCCUCCAGGGUAAGCUUCUGCCAGCCCAAACUUUGCAAGGGCAGCUUUUGCAGGGGCAGGUGAUGCCAGUCCACAGCCACAAGAGGCCCAGCCUUCCAGAAUCUGGCCUGAGAAAUAAGAUCAAGUCUUUUCUCAACUGUAUUAACCCCAAGCCAAAAGCCAAAGGGCAUGAGUACUCCAUGCCCUCCACAGUGCAAACAGUGGCCCAAGCCAGAAAAGGCAAAGCUGAAAAGAUCCUGGCUCCAGCCAAAAGCCCCUUGGGGCACAGCAAGACACAGAAGAUAAGAGGGGGCCCCAAGGCCACAGCUCUCCUCCCUGGGAAGCAAGCGGCCGCAGCCUGCUCAGGUGACCUCCUUUCCCCACACAGCAAGUUCCGGCACCGCCUCCGAACCCACUCCCGUAAGCCCCACUUGGCCUCGGUCCUGGGCUGCCCCCCAUACUGCCCUCGGCAUUGUCCCCAAGGGGUUAAUGCCACCCAACCAGGGAACCCACCCUGACGCUCUGCUCACUUCGGAGGGGAACCUGGGCUGCUCCAGACUCCCCAACCAGGGAUGUCUGCGUCCCUUGGAGAGGUUGCUACCGUCAGUUUUAGUAAUGUGCGGGAGGGGCGACCCACUCCACCUCAAAUACACUCUAUUCUCUAAGCAAACAGUUGUCUUCUGCUCCUUCUCUCCGCCGUGCCAAGUUAAGGGAAGGCAACGAGGAAGCUAACAUGUCCUCCCAACCCAGGAAAGGAGCUUUACCCCACACGCAAGCUGAC